CCAUUUUAUUUACCAAAAGGAUAUUAUCCGAAAUAUUUCUUUUAAGUUACUAAAAAAAAAAAAAAUCCUCAAACAAUACUUCGUACGACUCAUGCCCUCUGCUUUCCCCAAAUCAACACUCUUGCAACAAAUCGCUCUUCCCUCUGCGUUCACCAAAUCGAUGUCCUCCGCCUGAGCCAAGACUUCGCACCAGAUAACCGGUCCACCACUCCUGCUCUCUGCUUUGCCAACCCUUCGAAGAACCGCCGCUGGUGGACGACUGCGAUUGAGGUCAAGUCAAGUUUCAGUCUUCUUCGUGUGGCUGAUGUCGAUGAAUGACUCAGAACAACAUCGGAGCACCAGAGAAAGCACACCAUCUAAUUUGAUAAGGGAGUCGGACAUCUUAAGAAAUCUGGGUUCAACCAUGAGGUGGCCAAGUUCUAUUGCAACUAACAAAAGGGUGAGAAAUGAAAUACGAAGGAAUAUCCCAACAGCGCAGGAGAUCGAAGAGUUCUUUGCUUUCGCCGAGCAGCAGCAACAGAGAAUCUUUAUUGAGAAGUACGAUUUUGACAUUACCAAUGAAUCGCCACUCCCGUAAGGUACGAAUGGGUGCAAGUCGUUCCUUAGAUGAGGAACAUUGAAUUGGAAGUUGAACUUGAGACUGCAAGUUCUGAGUCUAUAAUUAGUGCUAAGAGAAGUUGGAUUACAAUCAAUAACAUUGUGAACUUGACUGAACCUUUUGGUAUUUGCUCAAGUACAAAAUUAGGUUUGCUGAAGUAGCCUCUGCAAUAUCACAAUAUUAUGUUAGAAUAUGUACACCUUGUUUUGGUAUGCGAAUCUUGUAUGAGCGAAUAACUAAUAGUUGUAUUUACCGAAGAAGAAUAUGUGGUGUGAAUUUAUGAGUUA
Messenger RNA from Cannabis sativa, 885 nucleotides. RefSeq names its product cyclin-dependent kinase inhibitor 3. The coding region runs from base 305 to 577 and encodes 90 amino acids. Gene Ontology annotation, cellular component: nucleus. The record is from RefSeq and is a predicted model, not a curated record. Lineage: Eukaryota; Viridiplantae; Streptophyta; Magnoliopsida; Rosales; Cannabaceae. Gene Ontology annotation, molecular function: cyclin-dependent protein serine/threonine kinase inhibitor activity. The transcript has 3 exons. Gene Ontology annotation, biological process: negative regulation of cyclin-dependent protein serine/threonine kinase activity.